This is a messenger RNA of Aphidius gifuensis, 381 nucleotides long. Its product is annotated as chymotrypsin-1-like. The transcript has 2 exons. Lineage: Eukaryota; Metazoa; Arthropoda; Insecta; Hymenoptera; Braconidae. Gene Ontology annotation, biological process: proteolysis. The record is from RefSeq and is a predicted model, not a curated record. The coding region runs from base 1 to 381 and encodes 126 amino acids. Gene Ontology annotation, molecular function: serine-type endopeptidase activity.
AUGAGACCAAUUAAAUUUAAUGCUAAUGUUCAACCAGUUGAUUUGCCAACUCAAGAUGUUAUUGAAAAUACAAGAGUUGUACUUUCUGGCUGGGGAAGCCAAAGCUGUUCGUUAUAUUCUUCAAUAUUUUUAAAAAAAGUUGAAUUAACUAUUACAACUAAAAGUUUAUGUCAAUUUUAUCAACACGGGGAUAGUGGAGGUCCACUCGUUGAUGGAAAUACUAUAAUUGGUAUUGUUUCAUCUGGAUUACCACAAUAUAUUGGAUCACCUUCUUUUAAUUGUAAAGUUUUUGAUUAUCUUCGUUGGAUUGAUCAAAUUCGAAAAUUUACACCUCCAAAAAUUGGCUGUGGAGGUGGUCCAAAUCCUUUAUUCAGACUCUAA